AUGUUGUGUAUACUUCCACUAGCUUUAAUCAACAAAUAUUCCCCAACAGUUUUUGUUUAUGCAGUAAUAUUUGUUUGUAGUUUGGGUCUUUUACACGGACUUGUUUUUUUGCCUUGUUUGCUUUGUAAUUUACCUAUUUGGUGUAAUUCUCAACAAAAUAAUUUUUUUGGAUUUUUCUCUAAUUUUGGAAAAUUUCAAGUUUAUGAAUUGGAUAUGACUACAAUUAAAGAGAGAAAAGAACAAGGAAUUAAUUAA
Molecule: messenger RNA, 255 nt
Organism: Meloidogyne enterolobii
Lineage: Eukaryota; Metazoa; Nematoda; Chromadorea; Rhabditida; Meloidogynidae
Source: the annotation of a GenBank genome assembly